AUUGUGGCUCGGUUUAACGAACGUUUCAUACUUUCGCUUGCUAGCUGCAAAAAUAUUGUUGUAGUUGAUGAUCAACUGCAUAUAUUGCCUAUCUCUGGUCACGUUUCUUCGUUAGAACUCAUACAGCCAGCCGCGAAGGGUGCUCUAUCCCCAUCUGAAGCCGAGCUGAAGGCUCUGAAAGAGGGAAUGAAAGACACAAAACCUAUUGGACCGCUGCUCAACAAGUGUCGAACUGCGUGUCAGGGCAAAGCGCUGCUUAGGUUGCUUGACGUAAUUACCGACAAAGUUAUGAAUGUGACGUGUUCAAUUACUGCUGCUAGAGGACGAGGAAAGUCCGCUUCUUUAGGUCUUGCCCUAGCUGGUGCAGUUGCAUUCGGAUACUCAAACAUUUUCGUUACAUCGCCCUCACCCGAAAAUUUGAAGACUCUUUUCGAAUUUGUCGUUAAAGGCUUUGACACGAUGGGAUAUCAGGAACACAUUGAUUACGAGCUGAUACAAUCCACCAAUCCAGAGUUCCAAAAAGCGCUUGUUCGUGUAAAUGUUUUCAGAGAACAUCGACAAACAAUACAGUAUAUCCAUCCAUCCGAUGCUGGGAAGUUAGGCCAAGCCGAGCUAGUUGUGGUGGAUGAGGCCGCUGCUAUACCACUUCCCUUAGUGAAGGAGUUGAUUUUUGGACCAUACAUUGUGUUUUUGUCCUCAACAAUCAAUGGUUAUGAAGGGACAGGUAGGAGUUUGUCGUUGAAACUGCUCCAGCAGCUUCGUCAGCAAUCUGCUGGAAGCGCUAAAGGAGAAAAGUUAGCUUCAAGCAAAGGUAGGAAAUUGCAUGAGUUGACCAUGGAAGAAAGCAUAAGAUAUAAACCCGGCGAUGAGAUCGAACAAUGGCUCAAUCGUGUCCUAUGUUUAAAUGCCGCAAACAUCAAUACAAAGCUGUCAUGCGGGACCCCUCCUCCAAAUGAAUGCGAAUUGUAA
Messenger RNA from Strongylus vulgaris, 969 nucleotides. Lineage: Eukaryota; Metazoa; Nematoda; Chromadorea; Rhabditida; Strongylidae. The record is from the annotation of a GenBank genome assembly.